This is a messenger RNA of Ictalurus furcatus (blue catfish), 2967 nucleotides long. RefSeq names its product protein eyes shut homolog. The coding region runs from base 302 to 1615 and encodes 437 amino acids. The record is from RefSeq and is a predicted model, not a curated record. The transcript has 3 exons. NCBI's taxonomy places the organism in Eukaryota, Metazoa, Chordata, Actinopteri, Siluriformes, Ictaluridae.
UUAAACAUAUUAUGUUAAUAUUAAAUGCGUUGUAAAUUUGCUUUUUAAACCCUUUUUUAAUUUAUUCUCCUGGCACUUCAGUUGCCAAUGCAGGUCUGGAUGGAAAGGUGCUCUCUGCUCUGAGAGGGUGUCCUUCUGUGAUUUGGAACAUGUCCCACCUCCCUCAUGUACCCGUGGUUCUACAUGUGUUCCGCUUCCUGAAGGCUACAGCUGUCAGUGCCCCCUGGGCACCUACGGCGAGUUCUGCCAGGAAGCUUUGUCCAUCAGCGACCCAUUCUUUGAAGCUAACCGGUCCUCCUGGAUGGCUUUUCCCCUCAUACAUAUGAGACACAGAACACACCUUCUGCUGCAGUUCAAGACGAUUUCACUGGAGGGCAUCCUGUUCUACACAGCACAGUAUCUAAGUGCCCAAGCUGGUGACUUCAUCAGUCUGUCUUUGUCUGGAGGAUUUGUACAGCUUCGCUACAAUCUUGGUGACACAACAAUUGUUCUACAGUCUCCAAACAGAGUGGACCUGAUAGGUAACACAUGGCAUACAGUGAAAGCCGGGAGAGAGGGAAACCAAGGCUAUCUGGUUCUGGAUGAGCACAGUGUAAUUCAUAACUCUUCUAAGGGCAUGACUACUCUGGAUAUCGCCACUGAAGUUUUCAUUGGCGGUGUGUCUGUCAUGAAUUCUGUUUCCCCAGAUGCAAUGGAGAAAAAGCCAAUCGGCUUCAGUGGGAGCAUUCGCGAGGUCAUCAUUAAUGGCCAUGAGCUUGAGCUCACAGAGAGAGGGGCUCUACAAGGGGUGAACGUGAAGGAUUGGGAUGGGACACAGUGUGGGUACAAAGUGUGUAGGAAUGGGGGUUACUGCCAAGCAGAGGGCCAAUUUUCGUUUGUUUGCGUUUGCCCUGCAGAAUGGACGGGUGCAUACUGUGAGAAAUCUAUUUUUUGCAUAGGUGAUCUGUGCCAACAUGGUUCUCUCUGCAUUCCAAACAUUACAUCAGCCACAUAUUCCUGCAUGUGUGGCCUCGGAUGGCAUGGGACAUACUGCGAUGUGCGAGUGUCCAUGAGAACCAUUCGCUUUGUUGGAAAUUCAUAUUUAAAAUAUAGAGACCCGAAGUACAGCACAAGAGAUCUGAUGCACACGCAAUUAUCAUUUAAUCUCUCAGCGAGCUCAGAAGAUGGACUGAUUCUGUGGAUGGGCCAGGCAGAGAGUGAAGAUGAUGAUUAUGUUGCUGUAGGACUUCAGGGCGGUCAUCUAAAAAUAGCCGUCAACCUUGGUGAGAAGAUUGCAGUUCCUCUCGUUUCCCGAAACACAACCCUGUGCUGUGACGAAUGGAAAUACAUAUAUAUUACUCUAAAUCACACUGUCAUCCAAGCUUAUGUUGAUGAAAAGAAGGUUAUUUUUGAAGAUAUUGACCCAUUUGAGCACUAUGUUUCCAUUGAUUAUGGAGGUGUUUAUUAUUUCGGAGGCUUUGAACUGAACAGAGAUGUAGGGUGGGUUACAUCUGGUCUCUUUACAACAGGGUUUGUAGGAAGUAUCAAAGAUGUUCUUCUGUAUCAGGACACAAGUAUGAUGCAGCUUCUAGAAAGGUCUGAGGGCUUUAAUGUUUUUCAAGGAGAGGAAAAAUAAAUGUAGUGUUGCAUAUUAAGAAAAUAAUAGUAAUAUAUAUUCAGUGGCCACUUUAUCUAGCAGAGCUUGUGGAUUUUGUGGAGACCUGACCAUCACACCAUAUGUGCUUUUUGAACAUCCUAUUCCAGAUUUAGUCCCACUUUGUUGUUAUAAUAACCUCCACUCUUCUGGGAAGGCUUUGCACUAGAUUUUGGAACAUGGCUAUGUGGGGAUUUGGCCAGUCAGCCAAAUGUGCAUUAGUGAGGUGAGGCACUGAUGUUUGGUAAGGAGGCCUGGGGCGCAGUGUGUUCCAAUUCAUCCCAAAGGUGUUCAGUGGGGUUGAGGUCAGGGCUCUGUGCAAGCCACUCAAGUUCUUCUCUCAUGUCUCCAUGGACCUUGCACAAGGGCACUGUCAUGCUGGAACUUGUUUGGGUCUCUUAGUUUCAGUCAAUGGAAAUUGUAAUGCUGCAGCAUACAAAGACAUCCUAUACAAUUGUUUGCUUUUCCCAAACAUUGUUUGGGAAAGGCCCACAUAUGGUUGUGAUGAUUAGGUGUCCACAUACUUUUAGCCAUAUAAAUACCAUGUAAGUUUAUUUUGUAGAUAUAGUUUCUGACUGUAGCCCAUCUGUUGCUAUGUACAGUCUUGUCCACCACCCUUUAUUCUGUUCAUCAUUAGAAAAAGAACACCAUAUACCACCACUGACCAGGUAUAAUUUUUCGUGGUAGCCAAUUCUCAGUACUGACAUGGUAGUGUGUGUCACACUCGUAGACUAGGAAUGGAUCAGAUACAGCAGUGUUGCCAGAUUUUUUUUUAAACGCCUCAGGGUCAUGGUUGGUUUAAGAAAAGGGCCACCAACCAAAAGUAUCCAGCCAACAGCAAUGACCUUUAGGUUUAAACUGUACCCCUACAAGGUGACCAGCAAUGUAGGUGUGUGUAACAAAGUGGCAUUUAUGAUUAAACAGUGCUCAAAAUACCUCAACAAAAUUCAUCAUACUCAUCAUAUUCAUCAUGUCAGAGUCAUUGCUGUGCUAAGAAUGAUCAACCAAAUAAUACCUGGUCUGUAGUGGUCCCUUUCUACUGAUUGACUAGGUGACAACUUGGGUAGGUAGACCUGAUAAAAGAAGCAACAUGUGUAGAUACAAGGUGCAGCCAACUAGCAGCCAAGUGUAUAGUAUAAAGGUUUACUAAAAACAUUGUUUAUUUGCUUGUUUGUUAAAAUGUAUUGCUUUUAAGGUUAACCCAUUCGUUUGGUUUAUGUUGGUACUUCGAAGGGUUCACAUGGUACUUGUGUUUUUUUUAGUUACUUUACUAUCAUAUUCUGGCCACACACUCCAAAUAAGAAAGUAAUAUUCAUAUCCUCUAUCUAUCUUCU